This is a messenger RNA of Ectocarpus sp. CCAP 1310/34, 1737 nucleotides long. The record is from the annotation of a GenBank genome assembly. NCBI's taxonomy places the organism in Eukaryota, Phaeophyceae, Ectocarpales, Ectocarpaceae.
AUGUAUACGCUUCGAGACGUGCGAGUGGACACCGGGAAGGGAAAAGAACUGUACGGGGACGACUACGCCGACAUCUACGCCAUCCUACGUCUGCACUCUAAGGCAGCGAUGAGCCAGACCUGCGACCGCGUUGCUUUCAGAAUGUUCAGCCGGGUUCCGGUGCCUUGGCAAACCUUGUUCUCAGCGCGCUUUGAAACCCUUCCGUCAGGAAUCAACAACUACGCUGUUUCCCAACUACGCGUCACCCGAAAAUUAAUUCUCCCUUGCCGUGUCAACCCUCGAAAAGCUCGCCGCGAGCUCUCCCAUAUUGAUGUCAUCUGCCGAUUGCUUUGUUCUUCCGCCUCCUCUGGUACACUUUCUAAGUUGCCGCAGUUCCACGACGGUCUCGGCUUCUUGACCAGCCACUUCCUGAUCUCCAACACGUUCGAGUACAGCUUUCAGCUAGUAAACCCCAAGCUGAGCCUGCCCUACUGGGACUUCACCAUCGAGGACACCGAGGCGGAGAUCUCUUUCGACGACGACGACCUCAAGACCGUCCCACCGCUCUUCCAGGAGUCGUGGUUCGGCUCGGCCGAUCCCGAUGACAACAUCGUGAAAGAUGUGAGGUGGGCAUACACGGAGAUCCACCGGGAGUACUCCGGCAAUCCGGGAGACUUGAACUCGGACAUGUAUGGCCUCCUGUGGUCCCACUGGAACGUCAACUCGUCGCCGUACCUGACUCGCGGGAUGGGCACGCUCUGCAACACGUACGACGUGACGCAGGUCUACGAGUUGCCGACCUGCGAGCUCCACUACUGGAUGGCCACCGAGUACUCGGACUUCUACUCGUGGGUGUGGACGAGCAUCCUCAUCGGGGAGGACAACGCCAACUCGCUCGCGCUGUACGCGUUCGACCAGCGCAAGGACUUCUGGCUGGACGGCUUCUUCAACUGCGAGGGCACAGCGGUGGCGGGCGCGACGGAGGACGAUGUCUUCUCCGAGGGGAUGUGCGGCUGCCUGGGCUUCGACCUCAGCAGCAACUCGGAUGACUGGCAGACCAUCUACUACAACUCACCAUCGACUUCGACGACGUUAUCAGCGAUUACGACGACGAGACCAAGCGCAUGGUGGUCGCGGAGGUGUGCACCUCGACCAUCCACGACGGCGACCACCUGCAGUUGUGCGCAAGCGGGCUCCUCGCUUAACCCAACGUCCUGGCCGAUGCACCCGACGAUGGAACGCCUGUUCAUGUUCGCCCGGCUUACGAGGAACAUCUACGACAUGGACAGGCCGGACACCUCGUCCGCCAACCACGUGAUCAGCUGUCACGGCGACGAUUGCGCAGGACACGGUGGCAGCGACGUGUUCACCUUCGACCUUCUCGACUCAGCACAUGACGGAUUCGAGAUCAAGACCGGCAAGAAGGGCAACCCCGAGAUUGCGAACAACUUCACCAACCGAGAGGUCCUCGCAUCGAUGGACGCCCGAACCAGCUGCCCUACGUUUACGACACCUUCAAUUAGGGACCACUGCUUGACUAGCGGCUACGACUUCGACACCGUGUGGGACUUUUCUUCGACGGCUAGCGCCGAGGACGAGCCCAAGUCGACCAUGAAGAUUGAGCCGACCAUGAGAACCUCUGGGCUAAUCCGAAGAAGGGUGGGGCCGGGGCUAGCCAGGGUAGCACCAAGAAGGCUAGCAAGGGCAGUUAUUGACUUGAGACUGGUGGCUUUGCGCGAAGUGUUGAGGAUAGGGUAG